AUGACAGAUCUCACUCCUAUCAGCCCAUGGCACGGGGUCGGUCACAUGAAGCUCUACAGACCCAUCGCUUUCGUCGCAUUCACCAAUUACAUCCAAGAAACCCCCAUCACCGAGGUCGCACCGGAAAGUAUUCCUGAGGGUGUUCUUCCCUGGUCAGGCUACGAGAUGCGGAGGGACCAUCCUAACGAAACGGCACGUGCUGACGGCUGGACAUUGAAUGACGAAGAGGCUGUGAAGAUUGACGUCAUCUACGGCAGCAAUGACAUUCACAAGGGGACGACCCUGAAAGCCAUGAAGAUGAUCCGGCAUCCAGAAUUUGACGCCGCCAAGUUUCUCCACGACAUAGCCAUACUUCUGGUAGAUAACGAAUUCGCGUAUGGAAACAACGCAAGGCCAAUAUGUGUUCCGUCUGCGCCCGUGAAUAUCUUCAACUCGGACGUCGUCGUUGCCGGUUGGGGCUUCCUUUCCCAAGACGGCAAAGCUGUAGAUUACCUUCGGUACACGGUCGUCAAGGUCGUGCCUAAUGCACGUUGCGCCGACAAGUUCCAGCACACCGGCUAUCGGAAAGACCUCAUGUACUGUGCGUACAGGCUUAACACCGAUGCUUGUCAGGGUGACUCGGGAGGUCCGAUGAUGACACGAGUCCAAGAUGGCCGCUACCUUCAAGUUGGCAUCGUAUCCUACGGCAUCGGAUGCGCACUGGACGACAUGCCGGGGGUGUACGCGCGCCUUGAAGCCCUCGUUCCCUGGUUACUGAAGUCCAUUGGUGCCUAUGAAAGCUACAGGGACCUCAGUAUGGAGGACAUUGCGGUCCCAGCGAAAUAG
This is a messenger RNA of Rhipicephalus sanguineus (brown dog tick), 825 nucleotides long. RefSeq names its product transmembrane protease serine 9. The coding region runs from base 1 to 825 and encodes 274 amino acids. Gene Ontology annotation, biological process: proteolysis. NCBI's taxonomy places the organism in Eukaryota, Metazoa, Arthropoda, Arachnida, Ixodida, Ixodidae. Gene Ontology annotation, molecular function: serine-type endopeptidase activity. The record is from RefSeq and is a predicted model, not a curated record. The transcript has 6 exons.